Molecule: messenger RNA, 1221 nt
Organism: Fusarium oxysporum Fo47
Lineage: Eukaryota; Fungi; Ascomycota; Sordariomycetes; Hypocreales; Nectriaceae
Product: CHAT domain-containing protein
Exons: 1
Coding region: 92-1204 (370 amino acids)
Source: RefSeq, a predicted model, not a curated record
CGAUGCUGGACCCCAGCUUGCCGCUCUCCUGGAGACAAUCCGCUCCAAGUCUGGUUUCGAGCGGUUCCUACUCGCCGCGUCGGAAGCCGAUAUGCUCGAGACUGCACUGCCCGGCCCGAUCGUCGUCCUAAAUGUGAGCUCGUAUCGCUCCGAUGCCUUGUUCAUUGAGCAGUCCGGCAUCCGAUUACUGGAGCUGCCACAUCUCUGUCAAGACUCCAUUAACGAUCAUAUCCGUGAACUUGAAACUCUCGACACGCUUGGAUGGCUCUGGGAUGCCAUCGUCUGUCCCGUUCUUAAUGCUCUAGGCUUUACUGGGCCUCCUUCGGACAGGCAGUGGCCGCACCUGUGGUGGGUUCCCACCGGCAUACUGACCCGGUUUCCUCUCCAUGCGGCGGGGCACCAUCUGAGGCGCACCGGCGAAACGGCACUAGACAGGGUCGUCUCAUCUUACGCCUCAUCAGUCAAAGCGAUCAUUCAGAGUCGCCGGCGGCAACAUCGACCGCCGGCAGCCGAGGAGUCCCGAAAUGCUGUUGUCAUUGCCAUGCAGAACACGCCAGAACAUAAAUCACUCAAACAUGCAGGCGACGAGGUUGAUGCAGUCGUGGCUGUUUGCAAGUCAAUGGGGUUGCCGGACCACCGGCCUCGACCCUACAUGGCCGAUGUCUCGUCGGCGUUGGAGGCCUGCAGGAUAUUCCACUUUGCCGGCCACGGUAGCACGCAUCCAACAGAACCGCUGCAGAGCCAGCUGCUCCUCGAGGACUGGAAGAGGGAGCCAUUCACAGUGGCCAGCCUCCUGGAGACCAACCUGACCUCACAGCGGCCAUUCCUAGCCUACCUCUCGGCAUGCGGGACUGGUCAGAUCCUAGAUGAAGGGUCUGUUGACGAGAGCAUCCAUCUUGCCAACGCCUGUCAGCUAUCAGGGUUCCGUCAUGUGAUAGGUACGCUUUGGGGCGUGGAUGACGGGCUAUGUGUGGACAUGGCGAGAAUGACGUAUGAGUUUCUACGGGACAAGGGCAUGAGUGAUGAGUACGUGAGCCGGGGCCUUCACCGGGCAACGAGGAUGGCCCGAGAUCAGUGGGUGGAUAGUGAACAUGCCGGGCGCGAAGAGUCAUGGCCGUGGGGAGCGGACAGGGACGGUAAAUUGAGCCAAGGGUCGGAGGCAAGGCGGCCGUUGUGGGUUCCCUAUGUUCACUUUGGUGUUUGAUAUUACAGAUAUGUUAU